AGUUGCAAAACAAAACUAAUUUAUGAAAUUGGAUCCAGAAUUUAUAGAAAACUCGCACUUUCGAAGCAUUUAAACGUCGUAAACAAAAUCAUAACUUAUGGGCAGUAGUGUUGUCUCGCAAUUGGCUCGAAAGUACGCUGCAGUGAUUUUCUUUCCCACUGUUGCAGUCGGCUCUAUUUACGCAGAUUGGUCGCACACCCGCAAGUGGAAGCGCCAGCAACACCAGUUGGCACACAGCGCUCAGCUAAAGAGUCAGAGCUAGGAGGAAGUAUUUCGUGAAUAUCCU
Drosophila miranda is the source of this 286-nucleotide messenger RNA. RefSeq lists its product as uncharacterized. The coding region runs from base 98 to 262 and encodes 54 amino acids. NCBI's taxonomy places the organism in Eukaryota, Metazoa, Arthropoda, Insecta, Diptera, Drosophilidae. The record is from RefSeq and is a predicted model, not a curated record. The transcript is spliced from 2 exons.